Aspergillus calidoustus is the source of this 2994-nucleotide messenger RNA. NCBI's taxonomy places the organism in Eukaryota, Fungi, Ascomycota, Eurotiomycetes, Eurotiales, Aspergillaceae. The record is from the annotation of a GenBank genome assembly.
AUGUCAGAGGAGCCCAUAAUCCAUUACGGGUUGAUAGCGUCAGGCAACCUAGUUGUCAAGGAUAGUCAUUUACGUGACCAUCUGGGGCACGAACUCGGAGCAUGUUGCGUGGAAAUGGAAGCAGCAGGCCUGGUCAACAACUAUCCAUGCCUCGUCAUCCGUGGCAUAUGUGACUAUGCGGACUCACGUAAGAACAAAGAGUGGCAAGAAUACGCCACCACCGUUGCUUUAGCGUACGCGAAGCAACUUCUCUCUGUGACACCCUCGGCCACUGGUCUGAUUUGUGCGUCUGCGAACAAGUCAAAGCCUUUGAAGAAAUCACGUAUUCUGCGGUCCAUUCGGCCCUCAAAUUCAGAAAUCCUAUAUCUUGACCCAACAAAUCCUGUUAAGGUUGCCUGGAACCAAAUGUUUGAAAAUAAUGAUUUGGCAACCUGGUAUCAAGGGUAUGAUAUGGACGUCUAUCAUGGCCUUGUCUGGAUAAAAGGCAAACCGGGCUCUGGCAAGACCUCAUUCUUAAAAUAUGCAUUCUGCCGAUGCACUGGAGAGGGGCAAGCGGAUGGCGUAACAGUCGCAGGGUUCUUCUCCCAAAGCAAGGGUCAGGAUUAUCGCUGGAACCAGCCAGAUCUCUUCCGGGCUCUCGUCUACCAGCUGCUUCUGGCAAGUAAUGAUGAUUUCUUGGCCUUUAAACGGAUGUUUGACGCCAAAAUUAAAGAUGACAAGAAAAACGUCAAAGGGAGUGAAGAAAACUUAAGAACGUUUCUCACUGCUACCUUUUCUAAGCCUCGUCGAUAUAGAACCAUAUUUUUUAUAGAUGGAUUGGACGAAUGCAAGGUCUUAGGAAUAAGGAAACUAGCACUCUUCUUCCGCGAGUUAACAACAACAGCCUACCAGGCUAAUGCCAAACUGAGUGUCUGCUUGUCUAGCAGGGAGUUUCCAAGGGUGAUCCUCUCGACAAAGCGUCUACGUCUACUCGAAUGGCACCACAUUUUCGCCUGGAUUAGAGACGAGUCGCCAUCUUCCUUGAAAGAGUGGCGAGAAUCCGACUACUUUACAGAGACUGCAUGGCAACUAGAGCGGCAGAUACAAAAAAUCUCUAGGGGGUUGGUGGAGGUUAAGUCCAAACGAAUACAGCUAGAUAUUGCCGACAAAAAUUCGACAUGCGGCGACGCUGGAUCGUUGGACAGCGAAGAAGGAGAGACGCGAACGGUCCAAGUCAUCCACAGCUCAGUGACGGAGUUUUUCCUCAGUGGCAAGGGCUUCAGAAUGCUGGGUGCAUCCGUUAGUGAAGAUAGUGAAUAUGUCCUCGGGUCCGGCCAUAUUAGCAUCCUUUUCUCCUGCCUCGACUACAUAACCAUACCCGAGUUGGAUGUUCUAGUGAAGCGACGAGAGUUGGCAAAUUACUCGAAUAAACAGCAUUCAAACCGGUCUUUAAAGCGCGCUGGUAGUGAAGCGAGUUUUGGCUCCUCGGCGUCGAAUUACGCAGGCUCAGCCCAUUCCGGUCAAUACAGCAAACCCGAAGAUACCCUCAAUUUUGUUCCGAAGCGUUAUGGGCCCUAUAUUCCUACUCUCAAGAGAGAGCGAGAAGCCCCGGAUGAAGCAGAGGGAUGGAUAUCGAACCCAUCACAACCAUACUCUGGGAGUCCACUAAUCCCUGUCGCUUCCGAUGCUAUAGAACGUCAAUAUAGCAAACCCCCGACUCCCCCAAUUUUAGUUUCACAGCGUUGUGGGCCAUCUUUGCCUAAUGUCGAAAAUGAGCGGGGAGGCUCCGAUGCAGGGGAGGGAUCGAUGUCGUUCACAUUACAACAAUACUUGAAGGAUCCAAUAUCCCCUAUCGCUUUCAGUACUAUAAAGCGAGCCUCAAGCGAUAUCGAAAGCCUUCUGCCAGACGGCAGCAUGUCGCAAGCCUUGCCAGACUCUCCUGACUUUCUUAUGUACGCACUCAGCGCCUUCACUAUGCAUGCCAAAUUUGCAGACCAAUACGGCGCUGAUCCUAGUCGGUUCGCUGUCGAUCACGGGCUAACUUCGUGGAUCAACUUUCUACUACCCUCUGGUGUCGAUCCGAACCGUGAAGGAGGCGGGCAUUGUUAUCCGCUUAUUGCUGCUGUGACUAACAGAGACACAACGGCAAUCAACCUACUUCUCAAAGCAGGCGCCCUCCCAACCAAAAGUGACAGACACGAUAGAUCGGCCUUUCACCACAUUGCAAAUGAGGGCUACAUAGAAGCCCUAGAUUGCAUCUGUAGGUAUGUGUCUGAUCAAGCUCUUGGCGAGCACUCGCUGAACACAUUGGACGUUUCCGGGCGUACGGCUCUCCAUAUCGCUGUGCAUGAGGGUCGCUUUCUCGUUGCCAGGAUGCUGUUAUCACUCGGGGCGGAUCCCAGCGUCACUGAUAGGGAUAUGAAAAGUUCUCUCCAUCUUGCAGCUGAAAGCGAGGGAGCAGGUAUUGCAUUGUGCCGCUGUCUUCUAGAGAAGGGGGCAUCGAGGAUUCUUCUUUCGAAUCAGCAUCUCACCCCAAGUCAACUUGCUCUAGCAAAGGGCUACCUAGACCGGGUGUCGCUAAUUGAGGACGAUACACUUCAAAGCAUAGAGGAGAAAAACGGCAGCUCAUUGCAGAACCUGAAAGUUCGUCUGGCCAGCGUGGGUAGUCUGGCAUAUCCGGGCCAGUGGUAUAUUCGCGUUUCGCUGGGAGAUGAUAUCAAGGCUCGAUUUCCCGCCCAAACAUGGCCACACGGCAGCCGUGCGGCACGCGAAGAAGCGCGAGUUUCAAUUCCUUCUAAGCACAGGAACCUGUUCGGCAUACACCUCGGCCUAGACCUGCGCCUGUACAGAAUUCUGCAGUCAAGACACAUCCAUGAAUACGCAAUCUGGCAGGUGAAGUACAUCAACUCUGAAACUGGAGAGACAAAAACGUCCUUGCUCAAACGACGAUUCGGGUCUGAUCCAGUGCCGAUUGCGCUGGAGGUGACUGUGCCUCGCUCGUUGAUUGAGACUUGA